This is a messenger RNA of Odontomachus brunneus, 1021 nucleotides long. RefSeq names its product sugar transporter SWEET1. NCBI's taxonomy places the organism in Eukaryota, Metazoa, Arthropoda, Insecta, Hymenoptera, Formicidae. Gene Ontology annotation, cellular component: membrane. Gene Ontology annotation, molecular function: sugar transmembrane transporter activity. The transcript is spliced from 6 exons. Gene Ontology annotation, biological process: carbohydrate transport. The coding region runs from base 196 to 864 and encodes 222 amino acids. The record is from RefSeq and is a predicted model, not a curated record.
UAAUGUAACGCUGACUGGCGCAGAUUUCUGUUGACUACAGCAGAGUGUGGUCAAUUGAUCUAUUAGCGCGAAUAAAGUGACAAGGGUAAUUUAUGACCCUGACUUGUAGAUUCAAUUGCAUGCCUAUCUGACAUUGAAAGCAAUCAGCAAGCGUUACGACAUAACAAACUACAAAGAGGCAGUGGAUCGAGCAAAAUGAUUUUAGAAGAAUAUAAGGAAAUUGUAGGAUCGUGUGCCGCAUACAUCACGAUGUUACAAAUGUUAGCCGGAACAGUCAUAUGUAAAGAUAUAUACCAGAAAAGUACAUCUAAAGGUGUUGAUCCAAUGCCCUUUGUUGGUGCCAUAGGAGUAUGUAUAUUGAUGCUUCGAUAUGCAUUGAUGUUAGAUGAUCCUGCAAUGAUAAAUGUUAAUGUAUUUGGUAUUGUUACAAAUACAGCAUAUAUGAUAGUAUAUUACUAUUUUGCUCCAAACAAGAGAAAUAUACUAAACCUAAUAGGCAAAGCAACAUUAUUUGUCAUAUUCUUCCUUGUGUAUGCACAAAUAGAACAUCCAUCAAAUGUUGAAUUUAGGUUUGGCAUAGCGGUUACUGUACUUCUCCUUUUUUUAAUUGCAUCUCCUCUUGUACAUCUUGGGGAAAUCAUAAAAACAAAAAACACGGACAUACUUCCAUUUCCACUUAUAUUCAUGGGGACUUUAGUUUCCUUCAGCUGGUUAUUGUACGGUUUUAUCAUUGACAAUGCUUUCAUUAUGUUCCAGAAUGCAGUUGGUCUUACGCUUAGUAUAAUUCAACUAUCUCUUUUUGCAAUAUUUCCGUCAGGAAAUUCAGAGGAUAGACUGUUAAGCAAGCAAAGAAAAGAAGAUUGAAUAGGGCUUUCAAAAAAGACAUAUUUGUUGCAAAAUUAAAGUUAUAUUCUUAUAAAAUAUUUAUCUUAUAAAGUAUUUAUAAAAUAGCAACAAUUUUAUUAGUGAUUGUAUAUAUACAUAAAAUGAGUUUUAGUUUGGAUUACAACUUUUUACUAUA